Messenger RNA from Musca vetustissima, 822 nucleotides. RefSeq lists its product as uncharacterized. The annotation marks the transcript as partial. Lineage: Eukaryota; Metazoa; Arthropoda; Insecta; Diptera; Muscidae. The record is from RefSeq and is a predicted model, not a curated record. The transcript has 4 exons.
AGAACGUUCGGUUCGAUAAUGAACUAUAGCCCGCAUUUAGGCUUAGCCAAAUUGAUUUCCAUUAGUUCCAUUGUUUUCAUCAGUGUUUGCCUGGCUAUGGCCAUGGCCAAUACCCAGGUCCUUAACAAGUUACCGGCUAAUUUGAAUUUCUUGGAUUUCAUGACCAGUUCCACAAGCAACAUUGAAGCCAAUCCCGAACAAUCGAUGGCCUGUUUCAGCUACUAUGUUCCACUUAUUAAUGAAAUCGCUCAAACCUAUGCCGCUGAAUUGGCCGAUUGCAGCAAUGUUGCCACCCAAGCCGAAGCGAAUGCUGAAGCCGCUACUCUGGACAUCCGUAAUACCUUUGCCACUGCUGUAAAUUCGUCCUGUGCUGCUCUCGUUCAAUGUCCCCAAGCUGGUACCGUUGAAGAUAUUUUCCAAUGUUACAUUAAUCAGGGAACUGAUGAAUCCAAGAUUUUCUAUAGCCUCUCUGCCAAUGCCACCAUGCAAUUGUCCGAUUUUGUUGAGCUAAUUACUGAAAUCAAGAGCGAAUUAGAUGUCUGCAAUACUCAAGCUGAGGUUAAAUACGAAAAAGAUUCCGCAGUUGUUUACAGCAAUUUGAAUAGCUGCAUUUUGGGCCAAAGUGCUGUACCCACCACCACCAUUGAACCAAUCACCACUACAACUGUAUCAUCGUCCAGUGAGGCUCCCGUACCUUCGACCACUGGCGUAUCUUCGUCCACUGACGCAUCUUCGACCACUACCGUUUCUUCGACCUCUCCCGUGUCUUCGACCACUGGCGUAUCUUCGACCACAACUACUGUCGCCAAUGAUACUGCUUAA